AUGUUCGACACUUUCCUCAGGAGUAUCAGCCUGUUGUUUUCCGCGGGUGGUUGCGAGGAACCGAUCGAAGAGAAAUAUGCGCCAGUCGUCGAAGAGCUAAGGAUGUGGGUUGGUGCGGAUAAGAGGCGGCGAAAAGACUUCGAGGCAGCGAUCCACACAGCGCGGGCACAUGACACGCUGGAAGUGCGUGCCAUACACUCGUUGGAGGAUUAUUACAACUUCCUCAACGAGCAACUGUUCUGGGUCCCAAGCGAAGCUUUUCGACCUAAAGACCUGCUCUUCCGACUGCGAGCAACCUGGUUCGUGCUGGAUCAGCCUUCGAUAAUCGGUGGUCUGACCUGGCUAUCGGCCUGGAUGGUACGAUAUAGCAACGAGAUCGGAAAAUUCAUGGACAUGCCCGAAUCCGCACCCGCACUGCAUACAUUCAGGACGAGCCCAUCAUAUCAUAUUGAGGACUAUAUCGAGCCUCGCUGUGGCUGGCGAACGUUUAACGCGUUCUUCGCUCGCCAUGUCAAGCCUGGUCGGAGGCCUAUUGCCUCCAUCGGAGAUAACUCUGUCGUGACAAGUCCUGCGGAUUUCCAGUUCAGAGAGGCUCACCAUAUCACGCCAGAGUCCACUGUCUUGACGAAGGGGCUGGUGUGGCCGCUUGCGCAGAUGUUUGCAGGUUCGCCAUAUAAGGAUCGCUUCGCGAACGGAGUAUGGCUGCAUGGCUUCUUGAACGUGGACGAUUACCACCGAGUGCAUACACCCCUUGCUGGAAAGGUCCUCGAAGCACGCAUCAUCACUGGGCAGAACUAUAUGCUAGUAGAAGCGGAUUCCGCACGGGGUGGGGACGGGGUCAACGAGCUAUGUAUACCGAAUGAGACCGGAUACCAAUUCUGCCAAUCCAGAGGUCUCGUCAUACUCGACACCGGCGCCGGACUAGUUGCCGUGCUCCCGGUGGGCAUGGCAAUUGUAUCGUCUGUGGUCCUGACGGCGGAGGUUGGAGCGGAGCUGCAUAAAGGGGAGGAACUCGGGUACUUUCAGUUUGGGGGCUCCGAUGUUGUUCUUGUCUUUGAGGAGAGACUCGGGUUUGAGAUACACAUGGAGAGAGGAAGGCAUUAUCGGAUGGGUAGGGAGAUCGGGCGGGUAGAUGUUGACUCGAGUUUUUAUAAACCAGCUUCGAACGCAGGCGAGAAUAAGUAAGAGAUGCAAUUCAACCACGUAUUUAUAACCCACCGCCUAUUGCGAGUAUCCAGUAUCCAGUAUCCGCAUCCUCAAGCCCAAACCGACGUACUAUGGUGCAUAACGUAUCUCCGGCGGAGAUAAGAUGAAC
Aspergillus calidoustus is the source of this 1315-nucleotide messenger RNA. The record is from the annotation of a GenBank genome assembly. NCBI's taxonomy places the organism in Eukaryota, Fungi, Ascomycota, Eurotiomycetes, Eurotiales, Aspergillaceae.